This is a messenger RNA of Cottoperca gobio, 2385 nucleotides long. RefSeq names its product tyrosine hydroxylase (gene th). The record is from RefSeq and is a predicted model, not a curated record. Bases 99 to 1568 code for a protein of 489 amino acids. Gene Ontology annotation, molecular function: iron ion binding; tyrosine 3-monooxygenase activity. The transcript has 13 exons. Gene Ontology annotation, cellular component: axon; perikaryon; cytoplasm. Gene Ontology annotation, biological process: dopamine biosynthetic process from tyrosine. NCBI's taxonomy places the organism in Eukaryota, Metazoa, Chordata, Actinopteri, Perciformes, Bovichtidae.
ACAGCACAGCACAGCCUGAGAGGUCCAAAGAGCUCCACUACUACACUGUCACUAUAAUAUAACUCUGACAACAAAGACAAUACAGAAGACUUCUGAAGAUGCCCCUUUCAAGCAGCUCCACGUCCUCCACAAAGAGCAUCCGCAGAGCAGCAUCCGAGCUGGAGAGGUCUGACUCCAUCACGUCUCAAAGGUUCCUGGGUAGACGGCAAAGCUUGAUCGAGGACGCGCGCAAGGAGAGGGAAGCCGCCGUUGCAGCGGCAGAGGCUGCAGAGGCCAGUGAGCAGAUAGUGUUUGAGGAGGAUAAUGGAAAAGCACUGCUCAACCUCUUCUUCACUUUAAGAAGCUCCAAGACACCUGCACUGUCGAGGACACUCAAAGUUUUUGAGACAUUUGAAGCUAAGAUUCAACAUUUGGAGACGCGACCCUGCCGGAAGCUCAAGGAGAACGUGGAAGGCCUGGAGUACUUUGUCCGCUGCGAGGUGCACCUCUCAGAUGUCAGUACUCUCAUCAGCUCCAUCAAGAGGAAUGCAGAGGAUGUUAAAACCACCAAAGAAGUCAAAUUUCAUUGGUUCCCAAAGAAAAUAGCAGAUUUGGACAAAUGUCAUCAUCUGGUCACAAAAUUUGAUCCAGACUUGGAUCAAGACCAUCCUGGCUACACAGACCCUGCUUACAGACAGAGGAGGAAAAUGAUUGGAGACAUCGCCUUCAGAUACAGACAUGGGCAGUCGAUUCCCAAAGUGGAAUACACAGAGGCGGAGAUUGGCACAUGGAGGGAAGUCUACUCAACUCUGAGGGACUUGUAUAUCACACAUGCCUGCAGUGAAUUCCUUGACGCCCUCCGUCUGCUGGAAAGGCAUUGUGGGUACAGUCCAGACAACAUUCCCCAGUUGGAAGACGUGUCAUGCUUCCUCAAAGAGCAUACAGGGUUCCUGCUGCGUCCAGUGGCGGGUCUGCUCUCCGCCAGAGAUUUCCUGGCCAGUUUGGCAUUUCGGGUGUUCCAGUGCACCCAGUACAUUCGACACUCCUCGUCUCCAAUGCACUCCCCAGAGCCUGACUGUGUCCAUGAACUGCUGGGCCACGUCCCCAUGCUGGCUGACCGCACUUUUGCCCAAUUUUCACAGAACCUUGGUCUGGCAUCACUUGGGGCUUCGGAUGAAGAUAUUGAGAAACUGUCCUCACUAUACUGGUUCACUGUUGAGUAUGGCUUAUGUAAACAGAAUGGUGAGGUGAGGGCGUACGGAGCUGGACUGCUCUCCUCUUAUGGAGAGCUUGUGCACUCACUGUCUGAUGAACCAGAGACAAGGCUGUUUGAACCAGAGGCUGCAGCAGUGCAGCCCUACCAAGACCAGACGUACCAGCCUGUCUACUUUAUUUCUGAGAGUUUUUCAGAUGCCAAGGAAAAAUUCAGGGGUUAUGUGGCUGGUAUCAAGCGUCCCUUCUCGGUGAGGUUUGAUCCGUUCACCAGCAGUGUGGAGGUGCUGGACAACCCGCUGAAGAUACAAGCCGGCCUGGAGGGAGUGAAGGACGAGCUCAAGAUGCUGACAGAUGCCCUCAGUGUUUUGUCAUGAUGAUGCCCCGGUUCUGCGACCGCCCUGCUGUUGUCUGCUUCCUCUCCGCUGCGCUCUGAGACGUCCGACGUGUGAUCAAGACCAAUGUGUUUAUCUUUCUGUGCUGUACCUUCAGUAUGAUGCUGUUCCUGAUAAGUUGUUGCUUGCUGUCGGUGGCUGGUUGAUCAACAAUGCUGCAACCAUUAAAACCUCAAUACGCAGUGUAAGAUGUUUAAACGCCUUGCUGCGUGAAAUGAUUCAUGCUUUUAAAGCAAAAAUGUGUUGUUUGAGGAAUAUGUCAAAAUCUGAACCAAAAUCAAAUGGAACUGUGAUAAUGAAUGUAUUAAAAUAAAACUAAAUGGGUAUGGUUUAAUUAUUUUAAAAUCAAAGAAACAUAAUGGUAGAAUAAAGAAUAAAGUGUAUAAUAUAUCAAAUGUAUUUAAUAUAUUAUUAUAUUUUAAAUCAUAUGUAUUUUAUUUAGAAAUAAAUAUAUCCCCUGUGCUUAAGGCUUAAUCUUCCAGAUAUAUACAUUUAGUAAUUGAGUAUUACCUCUAAAUGUUGAUUUAUCUGGUUUCAUGCUGUUUUUGUCUUGAAGUGUAUAUGCAUAAUAAAAUAAAUAAUAAAAAACACUUUCCAUGUAAUGUACUGUUGGUUACAGCUUGAUUAAAAAUAAUAUAUCAAACAAUAAAUAAUUGCAAAUGAAGAUUUAGCUGUCAUCUUUCCAUAUUCAUUUAACUUGUAAUGUUGUCUAUGAUUGUCAUUGCAGUCCUGAAAUGUUUUGUUCCUGUUUUAACCAUGUAAAGCACUUUGUAACAUUGUUUUGUAAAGUUCUGUAAAA